GAAGCCCUAGGAGCUGCUGAGGCCACCACAGUGGUGGCAAAGACUGGGCAGCUGGACCAGGGCCUUCCCCACCUCCCAGGUUGUCCAUGGAUUUUGUUGCUGGAGCCAUUGGAGGCGUCUGUGGUGUUGCUGUGGGCUACCCCCUGGACACGGUGAAGGUCAGGAUCCAGACAGAGCCGAAGUACACAGGCAUCUGGCACUGCAUCCGGGACAUAUAUCGCCAAGAGCGGGUGCGGGGCUUCUACCGAGGCCUCUCGCUGCCCGUGUGCACAGUGUCGCUGGUCUCCUCGGUGUCUUUCGGCACCUACCGCCACUGCCUGGCGCACAUCUGCCGGUUCCGGUACGGCAGCUCCGAGGCCAAGCCUGCCAAGGCCGACGUCACGCUCUCGGGAUGCGCCUCGGGCCUCGUCCGAGUAUUCCUGACGUCGCCCACUGAGGUGGCCAAGGUCCGCCUGCAGACGCAGGCGCAGGCGCAGCAGCGGCGGCCCUCGGCCUCGGGGCCUUCGGCCGCUCCCCCUGUGUGUCUGGUUCCUGGGCCCAAGUACCGCGGGCCACUGCACUGCCUGAUCACCGUGGCCCGUGAGGAGGGGCUUCGGGGCCUCUACAAGGGCAGCUCGGCCCUGCUUCUCCGGGAAGGCCACUCCUUCGCCACCUACUUCCUCUCCUAUGCCAUCCUCUGUGAGUGGCUCACUCCUCCUGGCCACAGCCAGCCAGAUGUUCUGGGUGUGCUGGUGGCUGGAGGCUGUGCAGGGGUCCUGGCCUGGGCUGUGGCCACCCCCAUGGACGUGAUCAAGUCUCGCCUGCAGGCGGAUGGCCAGGGCCAGCAGCGCUACCGGGGUCUCCUGCACUGCGUGGUGACCAGUGUGCGGGAGGAGGGGCUGAGGGUGCUCUUCAGGGGGCUGGCGGUCAACUGCUGCAGGGCCUUCCCUGUCAACAUGGCGGUCUUUGUCACCUACGAGGCCGUGCUGAGGCUCACCAAAGGCCUGUUCGCAUAGCCAGUCCAGUGGCUGCCAGAGGAAGAGGUAGCUGGAGGAGGAAGGCAGUGGGUGGGGUGGGACCCCCUGGGGCCAUCACCCAGGACAGCUGGGGGCCAACCUGCAGCAAUUGGGCUGAGACCUGAGCGUGGCUGUCUGCUGACCAGCACAGGUCAAGGAACUGAUCUGCCUCACAGGAUUGGCCCCAGGGGCUGGUGAGCCAGGGAGUAGCAGCCCUUUGGGUGAGGCCAUGUCAUAUGGGUCCUCUGCCUUUUUAAAUGUUUUUUUUAUUUUUAAAUUUUAUUUUUUCCUCGUCUGCCUUUUGGUCAGUGGUUUGUUCUUCUGUUGCCUCCGCCGUACCCGGGUCCUCAGAGCAGCCCCACUUGGCCACCCUCUGCCUCCUCCUGCCAGCUCCACUGCUCCUCACGCUGUCCCCUCUAGGCAGGCUCUGCUGUGCCCCUGCCACAGGGAGUGAGACCAAAAUGUCUGACCCAGGCCUGGCUUGUUCCUGCCCCAGGCUGCCCCAGGAGGGGCACCCACCUGGGUUUUGACUGGCCAGGCCACAGGGCCGCCCUCCUUGCCCAGCUGGGGAGCUCUGCACAAGGUUUAAUCUUGCACCUCUAUCUGUGGACACGUCUGCCACGGGGAGACCCUGAAGACUCACCAGGAGCUGCUGUCAAUAAAGCAUUUCUCAGACUGA
Sciurus carolinensis (gray squirrel) is the source of this 1674-nucleotide messenger RNA. RefSeq names its product solute carrier family 25 member 47 (gene Slc25a47). The coding region runs from base 87 to 995 and encodes 302 amino acids. Lineage: Eukaryota; Metazoa; Chordata; Mammalia; Rodentia; Sciuridae. Gene Ontology annotation, cellular component: mitochondrion. Gene Ontology annotation, molecular function: transmembrane transporter activity. The transcript is spliced from 6 exons. The record is from RefSeq and is a predicted model, not a curated record. Gene Ontology annotation, biological process: transmembrane transport.